This is a messenger RNA of Plasmodium malariae, 2085 nucleotides long. Its product is annotated as conserved Plasmodium protein, unknown function. The record is from RefSeq and is a predicted model, not a curated record. Bases 1 to 2085 code for a protein of 694 amino acids. Lineage: Eukaryota; Apicomplexa; Aconoidasida; Haemosporida; Plasmodiidae. The transcript has 4 exons.
AUGAAUAGUUCCAUCUGCCUCGAGGAAUAUAACACCUGGGAUAAAAGAUUUGCCCUUACAAGUAACAAUGAAAAUGUGCAGAAUUACAAUAUGCCAUUAAAUUUAAAUUACAGCGAUAACUGUUACGAAAACACAACUUUUUUCGAUAAUAGCUUACUCAAAUCCAAUUGGGAAAGUACUAACACAAGCUUGGUAAAUUAUAAUAGCCCCCUAUCUACAAACAACGUAAAUUUUAAUUAUGCUUAUAAUCAAAAUAACGAUAUAUACAAAAGAAAAAAUAAAUAUGGGGAAUUAAAAUUAAAUACAUUUAAUAAGGAAAAAAUAUAUUUUGCAAAAAAUGAAAAUGAAAAAGACUAUUAUGAAAAGAAUGCACUAAGAAAUACCCCAUUUGAAAUUAAUAACUUUUCGAGGAACACAAAAAAAUUUGAAUUUCUUAAAAACAGUUGCAAUUUCAAAAAAGGAUUAAAAAAAAAUUGUAUAAUAAAUGAUAAAUAUAAUAAAAUAACAAGAGAAUUGUCGUGCAUCGGAGAUAUGUACAUAAAAAAUAUAAAUAGGUGUUAUGCAUGCAACUGUUCAAAUAUUUAUAAACAGAUAUACAAAAACGAAAAUUGUAAUGUUAUAGACAUGAAACAAAUACAUAAUGAUUUAAUUUAUUUAAUUAUAAAAUAUUUAUAUUAUGAAAGAAUCUUACCAGAAGCUAACGAAAUAAAAAGGAAAAUUAAUAAAUAUUUUCCUGAGUGCCCCGUUUUAAAUAAUAAUUUUAUAAAUAUAUGUAGAGAAGAUAAAUUCAAAAAAUUUGAAAUUUAUAAAGCUAAUUCUUACGAAAAAGAGGAAAAAAAAGGAAAAAUAUUUUUUAAAAAAUCUUUCAAUAAUGAAAACAUUUGUAUAUACCUUAGAGGUAUAUCCAAAGAUUUUUUCAUCAACCCUAACGAUGACACUGAAAAUAUUUUCCAGUAUAUUCCAUUGAUCUUUAUUCACCUAAUUGACAGAUUUAGGAUUCAGUCACCGGACAAUAGCCACAAGGGAGGUAGAUACAUAUUAGCUGAAACGUUAAAACAUACAGGGCCUUAUAUUUUUAGAACGAUGAAAUUAGGGAGAAUAAUUCAUAUACUACAAAAGUGCAUUGACUUAAAUAUUUUAUCAUAUUUCAACAAUAAUAUUAUACCGAUAUUUACUUCUUUGACCAUUUCCAAAACAUAUAUUUCCAAAAUGCAUGUGAAUCAAACCCCCGCUUUAAAAAAUCACAAAGAGCAUUCUAUAAAUUUAAUAAAAAACCGAAUAAGCUAUUUGUUAUAUAGCUACUCAGAAGAUAAAACUAAGGCAAAAGGCUUUUCCCUGAGUAGACUUCCCCUGAUAUAUAAAAAUGUAUACAAGGAAAAUAUAAAUAUAGACCAGAUAGGAUAUUCUAAAUUAACGGAAUUCAUAAAUAACGAAAUGAGCGAUAUUUGCUUUAUAUCAACACAACAUAAAUUUCAGUGCAUACUGUUACCUGUUAUGGAAGAUGAUCAAAAGCAUAGAGAUAAAAAUGCAAAAUUAAAAAAAGAAAUAGAAUUGAAGAAGUCCUUAGAUUAUAUAAAAAAUUAUCAGUGGGAGAGAUGUAUUUCAUAUUUACAUUUUUCUAAUUGUUUAAAAAACAAAAAUGCACAAUUUGAAUUAGAGUAUAAAACUUCUAACGAAACUAUAGAAGAACUGUUCAAUGAUAACUUUUCUCUUGACGAUAAAACAAAUAAGGAUAUUAAUGAACACAAUACCCCUGAAGAUGUACCUUUAUUAUUACCCCUCGAUGUUGUUAAUUUACCUUCAUCUUAUGAUAUGUACGAUUCUUAUUACAAAUCACCUACCUAUUAUAGUACGGAUGAAAAAGAAGAUAAUUCAAUGAUUAAAUUUGUGGACGCUUCACAAAAUAAAUUUGACAUUAUAAGUGAUUUCCAAAAAUGUGAAAACAUAAACAUAUCUAUUGAAGAGUCCAUAGAUAUAAAUCAUAUGUAUUUUAACUUUCCAUCUACAUAUAAUGUUUUUCAUUAUUUAUUUAAUGACAACUUGGAAGAUGUGCCUAUUGUAGAUCACUGUAGGAUACAAAAUUAA